Eublepharis macularius is the source of this 1260-nucleotide messenger RNA. It is a transcript of the gene AVPR1B, whose product is annotated as arginine vasopressin receptor 1B. The transcript has 2 exons. Gene Ontology annotation, molecular function: peptide binding; vasopressin receptor activity. Gene Ontology annotation, biological process: regulation of systemic arterial blood pressure by vasopressin; G protein-coupled receptor signaling pathway; positive regulation of vasoconstriction. NCBI's taxonomy places the organism in Eukaryota, Metazoa, Chordata, Lepidosauria, Squamata, Eublepharidae. The coding region runs from base 1 to 1260 and encodes 419 amino acids. The record is from RefSeq and is a predicted model, not a curated record. Gene Ontology annotation, cellular component: membrane.
AUGGAGAUGAAUAGCACCUACCACAGCAGCCUGGUGCUUGGCUCUCUGCUCGAGAACACCAAGGAUGGAGACUCCAACCAGACUGUCCUCCACACCCGGGAUGAAGAGCUUGCGAAGGCUGAGAUUGGAGUCUUGGCUGCUAUCUUGGUGGUGACCAUGGUGGGAAACCUGGGUGUGUUGCUGGCUAUGUACCGGCUGAGGAAGAAGAUGAGCCGCAUGCACCUUUUCAUCCUGCAUCUUGGCUUGACUGACCUUGGGGUUGCACUGUUCCAGGUACUUCCCCAAAUGAUUUGGGAGGUGACUUAUCGUUUCCAGGGCCCUGACCCUCUUUGCAGGGCUGUCAAAUAUCUGCAGGUGCUGAGCAUGUUUGCCUCCACCUACAUGCUUAUCGCCAUGACUCUGGAUCGAUACAUGGCUGUGUGUCACCCGCUGCGUACCCUACAGCAGUCCAGCUGCCAGGCUUACCUGAUGAUUGGGAUGACUUGGUUGCUCAGCUGCUUGCUCAGCUUGCCACAGAUCUUCAUCUUUUCAAUGCAGGAGGUACGCCAAGGCUCUGGGGUGCUGGAUUGCUGGGCAGAUUUCAAAUACUCUUGGGGAGCCAAGGCUUACAUCACGUGGAUCACCUUAUGUGUUUUUGUACUGCCUGUGGCCAUUCUGACCAUUUGCUACAGCCUCAUCUGCCACAAGAUCUGCAAGAACCUUCGAGGAAAGACUCAGAGUUGUGGUCCCUGUGCUGCCGCUAUUUCCCAUGCAGCCACAUCUCAGAAGGGAGCAGGGGGCCAUUCUGGUUCCCGGGUAAGCAGCGUGCGCACCAUCUCACGUGCAAAGAUCCGCACAGUGAAGAUGACCUUUGUCAUAGUCCUGGCUUACGUGGCCUGCUGGGCACCCUUCUUCGGUGUGCAGAUGUGGUCAGUGUGGGACAAGAAUGCACCAAAUGAUGAGUCCAGCAACGUGAGUUUUACCAUCACCAUGUUGCUGGGUAGCCUCAGCAGCUGCUGCAAUCCCUGGAUUUACAUGUUCUUCAGUGGACAUCUGCUUCAUGAUAUCCUACGCUAUUUUUCUUGCUGUGGGAGCCUCCAGUCCAAUCUCAAGAGGCAAUUAUCCAAUGGGAGUCUCUGCAGCCGGAAGACCACUAUAUUGAUUCACACUCCCCAGAGCACCUUGGCUGCAGCUAGCAUUGGAAUUCAGAUGCAACUGGGGAGCCUGAAAGAUUUCUACCAGCCUUAUGACAAUACAGUGACUGAAUCGGGAGUACUAUAG